AUGGCUUCUCAAGUUUCGAACACUGAUAUCAACGGUGGGGCCUCGAAUUCCAAGUCCCUUGCAGCCAUGCUGGAGGAGCAGCAUGCACGCAAUGAGGCGCACAAGGCGACAGUCGAGGAAACCGUUGACGAAGAGGACCUGCUGCAUCCCCCGCCGUCUGCGUCGGCAAAGGACCAAGAGCCAGCUGUUCCGGAGACGACCGCCGCCGUCGACGAGGCCGCCGCCGCAACCUCCUCGGCUCCAAAGCCCGCUCCCAAGAAAGCUCCUGCUUUCGAUGUCCGGUCCGAGGAAUUGUUCCCGGCCCUGGGAAGUGGCCCCAAGCCUAAGACACCGGCUGCCGCUACGUGGGGCGCCAGACCUUCCGCUGCCGCCGCCGUUGCCAACGGUGUUGCUGGAGGCUCCCCUGCGACAGCAGGUGAUGUCCCGAGAAUCAUGAGUCUUCCCGGAAAACAUAUGGAGCAGCUUCGUCUAGCCCCGUCGCAAAUGCUUCCGCGGGGACAGCUCAAGAAGCCCCUGCGGGAUAUCCUACGCGAUAUUUCCAGGCGAUCAAAGGCCAAUGUUGAUAUGCGGGGUGGACCUGGAGGCUCGAUUAUCUUCGAGGGCAAAGGCUCGGUCGAGUCCGUUAGACAAGCUCUCAAGGAGGUUGCCCAGCAAGUCGGAUCCAAGCAAUCGGUCCGUGUUCCCAUUCCGACGUCCGCUCGCGCGCAUAUUAUUGGACGACAAGGUGCGAUUGUGCAAGAUAUUCAACAACGGACGGGUGCGCGCGUUCAGGUGCCCCGUGCUGAAGGCUCAGCCGACGAGGAUGACAACGACACUAUCGACGUGUUGAUUGAGGGUGAUGCAGUCGCCGCUGAACUGGCUCGUCGUCAGAUCGAAGCCAUCGUCAAGGAACGCGCUUCCAACAUGAGCCUGCGACUGAAGACUAUCCCCGCGGAAUUCUUCCCUUUCAUUGCGGGCGUCCAUAAUGAGAAUCUGAAAGCCAUCGAAGAGCGCACCAAGGCCCAAGUGCAUGUGCCCCGGUACGAUACUUGGGAAAGCCAACCUCCCCCACAGGAGGCCGAGCCUGGACAUGUGCAGUUUGCACCCGCCUCUGAUAAGCACAUUCACAUCUCGGGAGAACGCACUGCCGCGCAGGAAGCUCGCGCGGAGAUCGAGAGACUUGCAGCUGAUCUGCAGCGCCAACUGACCCUUCGUCAGCUGGCUAUCAACCGCGGACAGCAUCAAUUCAUCCUCGGGGAGGGAGCCAAUGCUCUGCAUGAAUUCCUUGCUGAUACCGGCUGUGCCAUUGUCCUGCCACCCGCAUCGGACGACAGUGAAUUCCUUACCAUUACUGGACCAUCGAACUGUAUCGAGGCUGGUAUUAACCGAGCCAUGGAUCUCGCCACUAGCAUGCAAAUGGCAAGCAUUGACCUGUCUCGUCAACAUCCCAAUGCCCCUGCUGGCCCUCAUGCGCACGCGCGUGCCCUCACCCGGUAUCUUAGGGAACGACAGAUCAUUCAGCAGUUGGAACAGAUGUAUGAUGCUCGCAUUGCUCUCCCACCCAAGUCUGACGGCCCUGUAACAUGGGAAGUCUACUCGAGAGACGGUAAAAACACCAUUCGUGCGCGUUCCGACAUCAUGAACUUGGUCCAGGCUCACCCUCCCGCACGUGUUCGCUAUGUCUCUGUGGAUCCUUACUACCACCCGUACCUGGAGUCUCGUAGUCUCAACAAACUGCGAAAUGACUACGGUGUCCACCUUCUUAUCCCGGAUGAGGCUGACAGCUCGGAUGUGGUUCUUGUCUACGAAGGACCUUCCGCCUCCACUUCUCAGCCUGAGAUUCCGCGCCAGAGGCCAUCUCCUGCCGAAAUAGCCGCUUUCGAGAAGUCUCUCCAGGAAGCACAGGAGUUCCUUGUCCAGCUCACGGGAGACCAGAACGACAUCGUCGCCAAAUCCGUUGAUGUCCCUGCCAAAUACCAGGAUAAGGUUCGAAAGUACAUCAGCCGCGAACAGCAGACAGAGGGCGAGGUCCAAAUCCCCAUUCGCUCCCUCGUCGGUGAUGCUCGCAAUGAUGGCAAGUGUGAGGUUUCUUUGCGUGGCCCUUCCGGUCAGGUUGACGGACUGGUCUCAAAGAUUCACGCUUUCGUUGCCGAGCAGGAGAAAGACGACCUUGAAAGAGGCUACACAAUCUCGUUCGACUUCCCUCAGAAAUUCGCCAACUUCCUUAUUGGCAAGCGUGGUGAGAACAUCAACAAACUUCGCGAUGAAUUCGAUGUGGACAUCAAGGUCGACAACGGAAAGGUCGAGGUCAAAGGACCCAAGGCCAAAGCAGAUGCGGCAAAAAUGCGUAUCAUCAAUCUAGGAAAGAAACUGGAGGAUGAGACGACCCAUGUCCUGAAGAUUCCCGCACAGUACCAUCGUGAACUGAUCGGUCAGAAGGGCAGUCAGGUCAACAGACUCCAGGAUCGUUACUCUGUGCGGGUUCAGUUCCCACGGGCGGCGGCUGCCACUGGCGACGACCAGUCCGUUGCGGACACUUCCAGCGAAGUGGGUGGCGCUCGGCCUAUUCGUCCCCAGCAGGCGUCCGAUGAAGUCAUUGUCAAGGGUCCUAGCAAGGGUGCCGACUCCGCCAGGGAUGAGAUUCUGAGCCUGUUGCAGUGGGUCGUCGACCACUCCCAUUCGGCAACUGUGUCCGUCGCACAGAGCCAGAUCCCGUCUCUGAUCGGUCAGCGUGGCCGUGAGAUGGACAAGCUUCGUGCUGAUACCGGGGCGCAAAUUGACGUCCCUGGAGCCAAUGACGCACCGGAUGAUUCGGGCCGUGUGCAGAUCAAGAUCAAGGGUACCAAGCAGCAGGUCGAGGAAGCAAAGAAGAUCUUGCAGCAGCGUUCGAGCGAGUUUGAUGCUAUUGUCACCAAGACGAUUGAUGUGGACAAGAAAUACCACAAGGCUCUGAUUGGCGGUGGCGGUGCCAACAUUCGGAAGAUUGUCGCCGAGGCUGGUGGUCCUACUGAUGGAGGCGCCUCCCGCAUUGUCAGAUUCCCCCGUCCGGAAAGCACGGAGUCCACGAUCAAGUUGGAAGGAAAUGGCAAGGUUGUGGAGAACAUCAUCGCUGCCAUUGAAGCAUUUGUGAAGGAGCGCGAAGAUCAGGUGUCGAUUACCGUUGAGGUUCCCCCAGUGCAGCAUAGACUGCUCAUCGGUCGUGGUGGCGAGACACGGCGUGGUAUCGAAUCGCAGUUCAAUGUUACCAUGGACAUUCCCAAGCAGGGCUCUGGACGCUCUGAUAUCAAACUCAAGGGCCCAAGCGAUGCUGUUGAGGGUGCCAAGGAGCAUAUCUUGUCAUUGCUGAAGGAUCAGCAGGGCGAGACAGUCGAGGUCCCUCGGCACCUGCAUCACGCCGUUUCAGACAAUGGCGCUUUCUUCCGGCGGCUACGCAAUGAUUAUCGGGUCACUGUGGACCAUGCUGGACAGGAGGUGCCCGCUAAGCCAGCGUCCGAGGAGUCCCGUGCCACGACCAGCGGCGCCUCGUCCCUUCCGUUGAUCACUGAUGAACCCAGUGACUCGAUUGAAACUCACUCAUGGAAGACUGUCGAGCACGGUGCUGCUGCCAGUGACCCGACUCGGCCCGCGACCAUCCCCUGGGUGCUCAUCGGAAGCGGCGACAACGUGGCCCGGGCCAAAUCCGCGUUGGAGAAGGCUAUUUCAGCGGCGUCGCAGCAGUCUGCCACCGGAUACCUGAUUCUCCCUGAUCCCAAGACAUACCGCUUUGUUGUUGGUCAAGGUGGUAGCCAGAUCAAUGCCAUCCGCAAGCAGACGGGAUGCCGGAUCAAUGUGCCCAAAGACCAGGCCCGCGGCGAGGCAAUUGAGAUCAAGGGCAGUCCCGAAGGACUGGAGAAAGCCAAGGAGAUGAUCCUCGAGGCCGUCCGCGCUGGAUUGAGCGGUGCUCCCAGGUAA
Aspergillus clavatus NRRL 1 is the source of this 3930-nucleotide messenger RNA. RefSeq names its product putative RNA binding effector protein Scp160. Gene Ontology annotation, cellular component: cytoplasm; nucleus. The coding region runs from base 1 to 3930 and encodes 1309 amino acids. The transcript has 4 exons. NCBI's taxonomy places the organism in Eukaryota, Fungi, Ascomycota, Eurotiomycetes, Eurotiales, Aspergillaceae. The record is from RefSeq and is a predicted model, not a curated record. Gene Ontology annotation, molecular function: mRNA binding. Gene Ontology annotation, biological process: nuclear division.